This is a messenger RNA of Nematolebias whitei (Rio pearlfish), 924 nucleotides long. It is a transcript of the gene rem1, whose product is annotated as RAS (RAD and GEM)-like GTP-binding 1. The record is from RefSeq and is a predicted model, not a curated record. The transcript is spliced from 4 exons. Lineage: Eukaryota; Metazoa; Chordata; Actinopteri; Cyprinodontiformes; Rivulidae. Gene Ontology annotation, biological process: negative regulation of high voltage-gated calcium channel activity. Gene Ontology annotation, cellular component: plasma membrane. Gene Ontology annotation, molecular function: GTP binding; calcium channel regulator activity; GTPase activity. Bases 1 to 924 code for a protein of 307 amino acids.
AUGACCCUCAACGCUCAGAGAGAGAAGGAGCUCCUGCGGCGGAGAGGCAGCACGCCAAUUGCCCCACUCUUCAAGCAGCUAUCUGGUCCUCGGGACCUUCGAUACUCUGUGAGCAACCAGCCCAGCUCGGAGAGUUUUGGACCUACGCGCAGCCACCCUCCCUUGGGACAGUCAGCAUCCUACCAUCCUGGAGACAAGUCCUUCCACUACCGCGCCCAGUGGAGCUCAGACUCCGACGACGACUCGCAGAGCGAAUCGGACUGUGUUUACAGGGUGGUGUUGCUAGGCGACCAUGGUGUUGGAAAGACCAGCCUCGCAGGAAUCUUUGCUGGAAUCACAGAGAAAGACGAACAACCUGGAGAGGACACGUAUGAGCGGACGCUGACAGUGGACGGAGAGGAAACAACGCUGAUUGUCAUGGACACAUGGGAAAACGACAAAAUGGAUGACCCCUCUUCUCUUGAAGACUGUCUGAAAGUGGGGAGCGCGUACGUCAUCGUCUACUCUGUCACCGACCGCUCGAGCUUCGACUCUGCUGCUGAGCUCCGCAUCACGCUGAGGCGCACUCGCCAGGCUGAAAACCUUCCCAUCAUCCUUGUGGGAAACAAGAGCGACUUGGUCCGUGCCAGAGAAGUCGCCGUGGAAGAGGGCCGAGCGUGUGCCGUGGUGUUUGACUGCAAAUUCAUCGAGACGUCUGCGUCUCUGCAGCACAACGUGGCCGAGCUGUUCGAGGGCGUGGUGCGGCAGAUCCGGCUCCGUCGGGACGGCAGCGAGGUCACAAAGCACAGGAGCUCCAUCUACAAACGCAAAGAGAGUCUGACCAAGAAGGCUCGGCGCUUCCUGGACCGACUGGUGGCACGCAACAACCAGCGCAUGGCGGUCAAAGUGCGCUCCAAGAGCUGCCACGACCUAGCUGUGCUUUGA